AGAUGUUAUCGCAGAGUAUAUAAAGGGGUACAUAAUGUCUACUAGUUACUAACCAGCUUGGAGUUCAGUGGAAGAGGUUUGUCAAGCUAAGGGUGCAAAAUGAAGUGGGCUGUCGUCCUGUUGGCCAUCUUUGGACUUUCAGAAUGCUUGCACAAGAUUCCCUUGUACAAGGGCAAAUCAGCCAGGGAGGCUCUCAAAGAAAAAGGCCUUCUGGAAAAGUUCAUGAAGAAUCAUCCCUACAACCCAUCCAUCAAAUUCAACUCUGCUUUGGCCCAGAUUGCUAACGAACCUCUCACCAAUGACUAUGAUCUCUCCUACUAUGGGAUCAUCUCCAUUGGGACUCCACCCCAGUCUUUUAAGGUCAUCUUUGACACUGGCUCCUCAAACCUCUGGGUUCCUUCUGUCUACUGUAACAGCUAUGCCUGCACUAACCACAAUAAAUUUAACCCCGCUCAAUCAUCCACCUACCGGGCCACCUCCCAGACCAUCUCUGUUCAGUAUGGCACUGGUGCAAUGACUGGAAUCCUUGGAUAUGACACAGUCACCGUGGGCAGCCUUGUGGACACCAACCAAAUCUUUGGACUUAGUGAGAAUGAACCUGGAAGCUUCCUCUACUAUGUGGAAUUUGAUGGAAUCCUUGGACUUGCCUACCCCUCAAUCUCUUCUUCUAGCGCAACCCCAGUAUUUGAUAACAUGAUGAGCGAGGGGCUUGUAGCUCAGGACCUUUUUUCUUUCUAUUUGAGCAGGAACAGCCAGGCAGGCAGUGUGGUGACCUUUGGUGGAUUUGAUUCUGCCUACUACACUGGCAGCAUCCAGUGGAUUCCUUUGAGUUCAGAGACCUACUGGCAAAUCACUGUGCAGAAUGUAAUGGUCAAUGGACAGGUAGUUGCUUGUGCGUCUGGCUGUCAGGCCAUUGUGGAUACUGGCACGUCAAUGCUUGUUGGAGAUUCUAGCAAUAUUAACAACAUUCUGUCUUGGGUUGGAAUCUCCAAGGACCAGAAUGGACAGUACUCUGUGAACUGCAACAACAUUGGCUCAAUGCCUGAUGUCACCUUCGUCAUCAAUGGAGCUCAAUUUGCCCUCCCUGCUUCUGCUUAUGUAAUGCAGACCAGCUCUGGUUGCUCAUCUGGCUUCAGUCCCAGCAGUGACCAGCUCUGGAUCCUGGGUGAUGUCUUUAUCCGGGAAUGGUACUCCAUCUUCGAUAGAGGCAACAACAUGGUUGGUCUGGCCAAGGCUGUUUAAGCCAAUCACCUUAAAAAAAUUUGAUGUCAAAAAUAUAUCAUCAUGAAUGGUUUCCCAAAUUAAAAAAAGGAGUUUAUCCUUGGAUAAUUGUGCCUGAAAUUCAAGAAACUACAUGUUAAACUUACCUGUAACAGUGUUAACAUUGCUUUCUUAAUGAUUUCAAUCUUUGCGUAAAUAGUUCCUCCAAGUUUUAUUUAAUGAGUAUCUAUAUGUUAAACACUAAAAGAGUUUGUGGAUUCUGAGAACAACAGAUAUGAGAAUGGAAAAGAGAAGCUUGUGUGGUUAAGACUGGUUGGUAAAGAUAUACAACUGAAAGAAAUCACUACAUCAAAAUGUAUAUAUCAUGAACAAGACAAAAGACAAUGUUCAAGAUGAUCAUUGAACAAUUUAUGUAUCUGUAAAAAAAAAAUGAAUAAAGCAUUUAAAAAGAA
This is a messenger RNA of Erpetoichthys calabaricus (reedfish), 1673 nucleotides long. RefSeq names its product pepsin A-like. Gene Ontology annotation, biological process: proteolysis. Gene Ontology annotation, molecular function: aspartic-type endopeptidase activity. Lineage: Eukaryota; Metazoa; Chordata; Cladistia; Polypteriformes; Polypteridae. The record is from RefSeq and is a predicted model, not a curated record. The transcript is spliced from 9 exons. Bases 100 to 1242 code for a protein of 380 amino acids.